AUGAAUCCUACAUUUACUUAUAUCCAUUUCCACACUCCGUGCUGGGUGCCUCAAGAUAUUGGAGAAACUAAUGUUGCCAAGUUUCUAAGUUAUGUUAACAAGAAGCAUAGCCUUAGUCUGAAGACGUACGGAGAGCUGCAUCAAUGGUCCGUUGACCCGCUCACUCUACAGGACUUUUGGCGAGAUGCAUACAUCUUUCUUAAACUCGCACCUGAGGACACCAGUCUUUUCCCGCCUCCCACGUUCUUUCCCAGCGAUCAAUUGAACGUUGCGGAAUUGCUGUUGCGCAAAGGUGCCGACGAGAAAGUGGCCAUUCAUUUCGCCAGGGAAAGUGUGUCGGGUAUUGAGGAAGUCACAUGGGGCGAUCUUCGCGUACGAGUGAAGAGAACAAGAGAUGCAAUGACCAACUCAGGCGUUCGUUCCGGGGAUGUGGUUGCGGCUGUGAUUACGAACUCGGUCGAUGCGAUGGUCAUCUGUCUCGCUGCCCUGGCGAUUGGUGCCAUCUGGUCAUCGUCGUCACCUGACUUAGGCCCGGAUGCUAUUUAUGGCCGCUACGGCCAGGUCGACCCCAAGCUAGUCUUUGCAGAUGAUAGUUAUGUAUAUGCUGGAAAGCUGGUGAAGCUCGGCCAUCGGAUCGAACAAUGGGCAGAGAGCCUUCGGCAAACAGGUACCCAGCUACGCAAUGUCGUUGUGAUUGCCAACCGCGGUGUGGAGACAGACGUCUCCAAAAUAUAUCGUGGUUGCACCUAUGAUACGUUUCUCAGUAGAGGUACUGGUCAGGCGCUUGAAUUCCAGCUACUUCCAUUUUCACACCCGGCGUUUAUCCUGUAUUCGUCGGGCACAACUGGUAAGCCGAAAUGCAUAGUCCAUACCGCAGGUGGUGUUGCUUUGAAAGUCCGAACCGACUCAAUCAUUCAGCACGACAUAAGAAGUGAUGAUAUUGUAUUUCAAUACACAACAACAUCAUGGGUCAUGUGGCUAUUGAACUUCAUGAACCUCGCCUCUGGAACUUCGCUGCUUCUGUACGAUGGCUCGCCAUACCAUCCUCAACCUACCAUUCUUUUGGAACUUGCAGAGCGUAUUGGCGUCAGCGUCUUCGGUACAUCUCCUAGAUAUCUUUCCGACCUUCGGGCGCGCUCAAUUGAGCCUCGGAAACAAUUUAAUCUGAACAGCCUUCGCGUAGUGACAUCGACUGGGUCUGUUCUCUCUGAGGAUUUAUACCAUUGGUUUUACUCCCAAGCUUUCCCACCGAAAGCCCAGCUCAUCUCUAUGAGUGGAGGGACAGACAUUGCUGGCUCUUUUGUGGGAGGAACGCCAUUGCUCCCAGUCUUUGCUGGACAAAUACAAUGUAAAGCUUUGGGAAUGGCGGUUGAUAUCUACGACUCGGAAAGUACGGAAACCGUUUCAGUCGAAAAGUCUGGGGCUGCCGGUGAGCUGGUCUGCACCCAGCCCUUCCCGAGCCAGCCUCUUCGAUUCCAUGGGCGGGACGGCCUAGAAAAGUACAAAUCGUCUUACUUUGAACGCUUUGGUCCCAGGGUCUGGUGCCAGGGCGAUUUUAUCCAGUGUCUGGUUGACACUGGAGGUCUACUCAUGCUGGGGAGAUCUGAUGGCGUUCUCAACCCAUCGGGGGUGCGUUUCGGCUCCGCGGAGAUCUAUGCAGUCACCGAGACUUUCCCGGAUAUAUUAGAUGCGAUAUGCGUUGGUCAGAGACGAACGUGCGACAACGACGAACGGGUCCUGCUAUUUUUGAAGAUGAAGCCAGCUUCUUUCUUCACGGAAGACUUUCAGCGGAGGCUUAGGGCUGCGAUCAGGGAGAAGUAUACUCCCCGUCACGUCCCCAAGUACAUCUUCGCCGUGGAAGACAUUCCCUACACAAUCAAUGGCAAGAAAUGUGAGAUCAACGUCAAGCAUAUUGUCGAUGGCCGUGAAGUGGCGGUUAGCAAUACUGUGGCUAAUCCUCAAGCUUUGGAAAUUUACAAGCGUUUCCGGGGUCUUCCGACUGAAGAUCGAAGGACCGGGACCAAGGCAAACUUGUAA
Molecule: messenger RNA, 2037 nt
Organism: Bipolaris maydis ATCC 48331
Lineage: Eukaryota; Fungi; Ascomycota; Dothideomycetes; Pleosporales; Pleosporaceae
Biological process (GO): lipid metabolic process
Molecular function (GO): acetoacetate-CoA ligase activity
Source: RefSeq, a predicted model, not a curated record